Blepharisma stoltei is the source of this 4026-nucleotide messenger RNA. Lineage: Eukaryota; Ciliophora; Heterotrichea; Heterotrichida; Blepharismidae. The record is from the annotation of a GenBank genome assembly.
AUGGUAGGUGGGGUUUCCACUUAUGAUGCAAAUCCAUAUGCUCCGAAAUUUUUUAGAUAUAACAUUGCUGAUCAAAAAUGGGAAAAUAAAACAAAUCCGACUAAUAUAUAUAAAUUCAGAAAUUACGCCCAAGCAAGGGUUAGCAAUAACAUCUUAUAUCUAUUUCCAGGAGAAAAUUCAGACCGGUCAGGAAAUGAAGUAAGCAUAUGAGCUGUAUCGCUUCUAGACCCGGAUUUUGCAUGGUAUGAAGUUCAAGUAGCAAACGAUGUAAAUGGCAUUUUAUCACGAAAUUCCUAUGGUAUUACCAGAGUAGGAACUGAACUUUACAUGUUCGGAGGAGAUAUGAAUGGAGAAGUUAGAAAUGAUUUUGUGAAAUUUAAUUUAUCAUCAAAUCCAUUGAGUUUCAUGUAUUUUCCUACUUUUCUUUCGCCAUCUCAAAGACAAUAUCAUUCCUUCACGUUAGUAGGCGGAUAUUUAUACUUGUUUGGAGGGGAUCGUGAAGGAACAAAAUUAAAUGACUUAUGAAGAUGGGAUAUUGUAGAAAAGCAAUGACAAGAAGUUACUCCUGGUGGAACAAUACCUGACCCUAGGUCUCAUCAUGCAUGUUCCUCAUAUGGAGAUGUGAUGGCAGUUUUUGGAGGAGUUGGCGAGUUUGGAUACUUGAAUGACGUUUUCCUGUAUAAUUCUUUGACAAAUGUAUGAUAUCAAAUCGAGUCAGCUUCUCAAAUAAUUCCAAGUAUCAGAUCUGGAGCAUGCUUGGAUAUAAAAGACUCUGAGAUUGCAAUAUAUGGAGGAAAAACGCGAUCUGGGCUUUCAGAUGAAUUAUGGAUUUUGGAUUUAGGUUCCCGGCUUUUCACCCUACUCCCCUUUCCUUAAUUAAGUAAUUAUAUUUCAAAACUGGAAAAUAUUUAUUUUCAUCCUUGAUAGAUCGACGUCUGAUCAUUUUUGAUUAAGGUUAGGUAAGUUAGUAGACAGUGAUAACUCAAAUGGUCCAGGUCCUCUUUAUCUGUCUUCAUGCAGAUUUUCAUCUGAUCAUCCUCAUAUAUUUUACGUAACCAACGGAAUAACUACAACUGAAGCUCCAUCAAAUGGAUUUUACAGUUUUAACCUCACCAAAUCUAAAUGAACAAAAAUAUAUCAAGGCCCUACUAAUUCAUUAUAUGAUAGAGCUGAUAUCAAGGCUUUUAAAAUUAGAAAUAGGUAUCUCUACAUUGGUGGAGAUAUUUACAAUACUCCAAGUUAUUCUCUAACUUAUUUUAAUACAAGUUCAAAAGAAUUCGUAAAUUUCGCAGAACUUCCUGAAUAUAUCUACGCGGCUGGUCAAACUUAUUUUGGGAGUUCAUACUAUACUCACGGAGGAGGGAAAACAAUAGGAAAUAAUUUGAGGCGAACUAUUCCUACUGGAGUUUCAUUACAAAUAAAUCUACUUUCAACUUGCGAGGAUUCUUCCAAUUGUGGGUGGAAAUGCAGCCCUGGCUCGUAUUUAUCAGAAAACUCAUGUGUUUCUUGUCCAGCUGGGACCUAUCAGCCUUAUUUUGAAACUACAGAAUGUAAUAAAUGCCCACCUGGAACUUAUUAUUCAGGUACAGCUGCUGUAACAAUAAUUCAAUGCUACCCGUGCAGUGAAGGAACCUAUAAUUCAGACUUUGGAAUGGGAUAUUGCAUAAACUGUCCGGCGAACACUUAUUGACCUGCAGGAAGUACGGGCUAUGCUUAUAUAGUUCCUAACUUUCCGAUGAAGAAGUAUAGUUAACAAAUCUAAUUUUUAACGGCAAAAAAGUUUUUCUAUAAAAAUUUUUAUUCUACUCAACAAAUUUUUGAUAAUUGCAUUCCAAAACUAAUUUAUAACUAAAUUAGUCAAGUUUUUUUCACCUUGAAGUUUUUUAAGAUAUAGAUUUUUUGAAGGUUGAUAAAUAGUAUUAAAUUUUCUAUCAUGCGGUGGGUUACGUUUUCUGACUCCUCAAUUCAGCCAAAUUUAUUUAAAGAAGGGGAUUCAACAGCAAACAAUCAUUCUUCAUAUGUAUCCAUAGCAAUAGGAAUUUUUGGAAUUCUUAUUAUUAUUAUCCUCAUAAUUAUCGCUCGAAAUAAAGAUAUUUUACUCUCCUGAUUCCUGUUUGAAAAAAACCUUUGCAAAUAAUCAUAAAAGACACCCUUCCUAUUACUGCCUUAAAUCUAACUACUCAUUUUUAAUAGUAAUAAAUAUUAAAGAUGUUAAUGAAUAAUAAUUAGGGUUUUAACGAUAAAAUAGGAUUUAUAGUAUAUUUUUAAAAUAUAUUAGAUACUUCAUCACUUAUGUUAGCACUUAAAGUAUUUUUACAAGGAAAAUUCUUACUCCCCCCUUCGUGAGAAGAAAUAUUUUUUAAUAUAAAAAAUUUUUAAAGAAAAAUUAUUUUGAAUAUAAGCAAUCUCGAGCCUAAUUCUGUUUAAUUUUAAACAACUUGAUUUUAGAAAUAAAUUUUUCAAAUGAAAUUAAUAUUUGCUGUAAAAUUAUUUCGAAUAGGGAUUUUUUAAAUUAGAAAAAAAAUAAUCCCCUCUAUAAGUGAGCAAAAGUUUUUGUUUGCUGAUGGUGGGGAGUUAAUAUAAAAUUUUUAUUUAUAUAAAAUGUAUAUAUAGCUUAUACCCAUAAUAGAUUGCUAUAACUAGGCAAUAUAAAUGUCAGAAAAUAGAGUCAUGGAUACUUGCUUUAUAAAGUCUGAGUAUUUAUCCGAUAUCUUGUAAUCAUAAAUAGUUAUUACUAUAUUGAUUUUAUUCUUUAAAAAGAUAAGAAUUACAUUAUAUUAAAAUUAAUAUGGAUUGCCCAUAAUGAUCUAUUAAAAUACACAAAAGAUAUUAAAUUUCCCCAAAAAAGCUUUUUAACUCUGUCCUUAAUUGAACAAUAUGGAUCAGUUCAGUCAAGGAUCAAAAGAAUUAGUAAAAAUUGAUCUCUAUUCUGCAAAGCACAAUUAUUUAUUGAACGUGCCAAUGGUCCUAACAAAAACAAAAGUGGGAGGAUUCUUCUCAAUUAUUUUUAUGAUUUUAGCAAUAAUUGUAAUUGCUUCCACUUUGAUUAAUUUCGUUGAAAAUAACACUACCGAAACAAAAACAUUGGUGCCGCUAGUAGUCAUGGACGAAAAAGUCUCGGUUUACAAAACAGAUCUAAACGUCACAUUAACAAUCAUAAAUUAUGGAGGGCCUUGCACUGACGAAGAGAAGUGUGCCGACACGAUAGGCUUUACAUAUGAAUAUUUUUCAGGAAUAUGGGACGAUCCAAAAUGCAAAAGCAACGGUAGAGACUGCGAAGUCUUUCUUUCAUGCAUUGACUGUGUUAUAGACCCAGGUGCUUAUUUACUUUAUGAGUUCACAAAUAGGUCAAGUUUUGCCUCAGGCUUUACUACUAAUGUGACUUCAAACAGCUCAGUUCCCGACUCUGCCAGCAGCUAUAAAACAAGUCUGCUCCCUACAAGUCAAAAAGUAUUCAGAGGUGAGCAAUAUUCUUCGAUGUUCUUUGAUCUAACUCCUUCAGUAAUUUUUAUUUAGUAUUACCAAAAUAUGGAUUCAGGGCUCGAUCUCACUGGAUACCACAUUUCGAAAUCUAAAGACUCUGAAAAAGGCACUGAAUAUUUAACCAGCGAGUAAGAUUAAUUUAGGCUUGCGAUGUCUUAUAACUUAUAUUUGAAAAUUUUAUUUAACAGAAAUUCCAAUUGCUUGAUUACUACAAGAAGUAGUAAGCAAACCGUUUUGAUUUUAAUAAGUGGACUUCUUGGAUCUAUUUUUGGGGUUAUGGGGGCAAUUGGAGGAGCAAUGUCUUUUACAGAAGGGCAAUUAAAUAAGAUGAAGGAGCGUAAAGAUGGAAUUAGAUUUAGAGGAAAUAUUGCUUAUGGGUCUGAUAUGAUAAAGAGUAGUAUCAACGCAAGCACUCCUUUAAGAAAGACAUUAGAAGAUGACCCUGCUUACAAUAAAGGCAUUAAUGAUGAUGAUUUAUGUGAAUUGGAUUUAUGUAAUUUCAAAAGGCAAUCACUUACUGAUGGAAAAGUUUUACAUCAAUAG